Molecule: messenger RNA, 1628 nt
Organism: Striga asiatica
Lineage: Eukaryota; Viridiplantae; Streptophyta; Magnoliopsida; Lamiales; Orobanchaceae
Source: the annotation of a GenBank genome assembly
AUGAAGGCGCAGAGCAAAAUUCGACACAGAAAAUUCUCCAGAUUCUCAUCUUCUUCUUCUACUCACGUUUCGGCCCGAUCUGAGCCCAAAACCAGAGCCAAUGCCGAAUCCCGGCCCGAAUAUGCCUUGGCCCUGUCCCUGCCUGUGGUGGAGCUUGAAACGUGCUAUCCUUCAGACGAAAUGAUUUAUUCCGUGUUCUUCCCUUGGUAUCACGAGAAUUAUUGGUCAAUGUUACAGGAAAUGGAGAUGGAUCGGAAAUGUGGGGUUACGUUGCAGUUCGGCCCAGAUAACCCAGUUGGGACAGGAUUUAGUUACGCGGAGGAUGCAAAAUUACUUGUGAAAAAUGAUGAUGAGAAUGCUGCUGACUUAACUACACUUUUGAUUGAAGUUUUCAACAGUCAAAAGAGUUUACAAAACAACCCUCUUUAUAUAGUGGGAGAGUCUUAUGGAGGAAAAGUUGCCGUUACUCUUGCUUUAUCAGCUCUAAAAGCAAUAAAGAACAGAAGAUUAAAGCUAAAGUUAGGAGGAGUUGCACUGGGGAACUCUUGGAUGUCUCCAGAAGAUUAUGUGUUUUCAUGGGGCCCUCUGUUAAGUGAUGUCUCAAGGCUGGACAACAAUGGCCUAAAUGAGUCAAACAGUGUAGCGAAUCAAAUAAAGCAACAACUCGCCGCUGGCAAAUUUGCGGAGGCAACCGCUUCUGUUGACAAGCUUCAAGAUGUCAUCAUUCAAAACAGCAAUGCCGUGGUAAUUUUCACUUCAGGUAGUGCUUCAUCAGCAAAAUCCAGUGUAAUCUGGCUAACUGCCGUUGAUUGGGUGAAUAUGUACAAUUUUUUGUACGAUCAGUCCAGUCAAUCUUCAUCGCAAGCAACAUCAGAAUUAUCAAAAAAAAUGUGGAUGAAAGGAUACUCAAGAUAUUUGAAUUCAUUGGCAACAACUUCCUGUGACGGUGAUCUUGAUACUCAAUUGAAUUAUCUUGUUACUUUAAUGAAUGGUCAGAUAAGGAAUAAGCUCAAAAUCAUCCCAAAGAGUGUUAGAUGGGUACUCCUAGCCGAUCCCGUUUACGAAGCAAUGGUAGGAGAUUUCAUGAAACCAAGAAUACAAGAGGUUGAUCAACUUCUAGCACAAGGAGUCAAUGUCACCAUAUAUAAUGGUCAAAUAACCUACCAGUUAUGCUCGAUUAUUAAAUGGAGCGGGCUUAAUAGAUUCUUGCUAACGAAAAGAAUUCCAUUUUAUUGUGGGGCUCAUCCAGAAUACACUGCUGGUUUCGUUAGAUCAUAUAACAAUUUUAAGUUCUAUUGGAUUCUAGGAGCGGGUCAUCUGGUACCUCUUGAACAGCCUUGCACUGCAUUAGACAUGAUAACAAACAUAACACAGUCUCCUGCUCUUUCUUGAAGAUACAUACUAGUCUACCUGUGACGAAUUCAAAUAGAUCAUCACAUAAAAUAUUGUUUAUCUAAGAGCUUCAUAAAGGAAGAAGAAUAAAGAAAAAUAAACUUGCUUUUCUAUAUGAUACGAACCUUUAAAGAACUCUACGUCUUUUAUAUGACAAAUUAAACUUUGCACUCUUAUUUUUUUAUCAUUCCUCUACCAUAUAAUUGAAAUAUGUACUCAAUAUUCCUAGUUUGAAA